UCUGGGAUAGUGCCAGCUGCUCUCUUUCACACACACACACACACACACACAGGUGAAAGCAUGGCGCUCUUGGUUCAUAGACCUCACUUCACCCUCUCCCCUUCUUCUUCUUCUUCACUCCUGUUCUCAAAUGACAACAACCUCCGACCAAUUUCAGGUCAUCGGUUCAGUUUCAGCGGAAAGCCUCGCAGGGCUAGAAUCGCAACCUCCGGCUUCACUUGUUUCACUGCAAAGCUUGCCCAGGAAAUUAAACGGGAGACUGUAGUUGUGAAAGAGAAGAGCGUGUCGGUGAUUCUUUUGGCUGGAGGCAAGGGUACAAGGAUGGGUGCCAGUAUGCCGAAACAGUAUCUCCCGCUUUUAAGCCAGCCGAUUGCAUUGUACAGCUUUUAUACUUUCUCGCGCAUGCCUCAAGUGAAGGAAAUCAUUGUAGUUUGUGAUCCCUCCUACAGGGAUGUUUUUGAAGACGCCAAGUAUAAGAUCCAGACAGCACUCAAAUUCACACUACCGGGGAAGGAAAGACAAGAUUCUGUUUACAGUGGACUACAGGCUAUUGAUUUGACCUCUGAACUUGUUUGCAUCCAUGAUUCUGCAAGACCUCUGGUAUCAUCAGAAAAUGUUGAGAAGGUUCUCAAAGAUGGUUGGUUAAAUGGAGCAGCUGUACUAGGCGUUCCAGUAAAAGCGACCAUCAAAGAGGCAAACAAUGAGUCUUUUGUAGUUCGAACUCUGGACAGGAGAACACUUUGGGAAAUGCAGACACCACAGGUCAUCAAACCUGAAUUGCUCAAAAAGGGCUUUGAGCUUGUUAACAGAGAGGGCCUUGAAGUGACUGAUGACGUGUCUAUUGUUGAGCACCUUCCACAUCCUGUUUACAUCACUGAAGGAUCUUACACCAACAUCAAGGUGACAACCCCAGAUGAUUUGUUACUCGCAGAAAGAAUAUUGAGUAUGGACACUAAAAAGUCCUCAGAAUGAUCUUCAUAACAUUUGUCUUCGAAUCACCUUGGUGCACAUAAGAUCUUUGAAAACAUUUCAAAGUAGCAUGAUUCAUUCAGCAGACUACCCUUGCUGAGAUAUAUGCAGCCAUUGCUUUCAGAAUCAGGUGGUAUUAUAACUGGCUCCAUAAGUGUCAAAGUUUUAGGUCCAGAUGUGGAAAAGAACAGAAAAGUUUAAUUGCAGGUAGCUUGGCUAUUGGAAACAGUUUUUGUUGGGGUUAAUAAAUUUAUGGCAAAGUACAUGAAAUGGAACGACUUGGUUGUUUUACUCACAGAAGUAUUAUGAUGAAUGGAUGGUUUUUCGGUGAAAACUGAGUUGAUAAGAAUCAUGUUAAACUAAUUAUAACCGAAUAUUACAUGUUUAAGGGUUUAUCCAGUAAAGAUGUUGGUUUAAGUUCUGAUUUCCUUCGAUGACAAAAAGUUAAGAGCCACUUCCUGAACAGUGUUCCUGGCGGUAUUCUGUUAUUGAUGGAUUAUCUAUACUCUUGCAAAUGCUGCAAGUUAUGGCUAUGUUGGGUAUCCGGAUGGCGCGGCGGCCACCAUGAUCUUCAGUUUCCCCUUCUGAAUUCUUCCAUUUGUGCUCGAAGUGUUUUAAGCAUUAUACAUUUAUACUUGCGAAAUAAGCAUAAUGCAUUGACAACUCAUUCAUAAGUUCUUCAAUUUUAUCCUCCGCUGCAUUUUCUUUGUUCUUUGCAGAGAGGAUUUAUUUUGUGUUCAUUAUAGACUAAGGAGUAAAGGACAAUCGGAAUUUGGAAUGUUUGUGUGCACAUUAUUAGGCUGCUUUUAUUGAUUGAUACACAUG
Fragaria vesca subsp. vesca is the source of this 1794-nucleotide messenger RNA. RefSeq names its product 2-C-methyl-D-erythritol 4-phosphate cytidylyltransferase, chloroplastic-like. NCBI's taxonomy places the organism in Eukaryota, Viridiplantae, Streptophyta, Magnoliopsida, Rosales, Rosaceae. The transcript is spliced from 12 exons. Gene Ontology annotation, molecular function: 2-C-methyl-D-erythritol 4-phosphate cytidylyltransferase activity. Gene Ontology annotation, biological process: isoprenoid biosynthetic process. The record is from RefSeq and is a predicted model, not a curated record. The coding region runs from base 61 to 972 and encodes 303 amino acids.